This is a messenger RNA of Cotesia congregata, 2049 nucleotides long. The record is from the annotation of a GenBank genome assembly. NCBI's taxonomy places the organism in Eukaryota, Metazoa, Arthropoda, Insecta, Hymenoptera, Braconidae.
AUGGAUCUGCUAGUCGGCGACCGGAUGAUGGGAAUCGCUAACGUGGUGAUGAGAGUACCACCGCUGUUUAUAAUCGACGAGCUGCUGAGAAUUGGCGUCGGGAUGCCGGAGGAUACAAUAGUCCUUAAUGCCACUGACUAUGAUUACAACAAAUAUGCCAGUGUCCAAAACACACUUGUCGGAUCAAUAGCCUCUGUCGCUUCAACCGAACCCUCUUUAAUACACUCUUUUAAUAUUAAUUGUUACUUUUUUCAAGCUUACGUUCUCACUCUUGUGAGGUUUUUUGCUUGCUCUUUUGGUAUCGCCGCCUCUCUUUACAUAUUUAUGCUCUGGACCGGUCAUUUAAUAAUCGUCUACAUGUACCUGAUCUCAGUAGGAACAAUAUUCGUGUCCUACUGGUCAAACGUUCGAACAAUGCAAUCAAUAAUCUCCUACACUCCAACUUACGACCCAAACAUCACACUUCUUAAAAGCGUAUCCGAAGUUCUCCCCUCAAGCAUCAGUCACCUUUUGGACGGAAUUGGAAUCACCGUAAUCCAGAACUACUUGCUCCAAUUUUCCCUGGCGACAGUCUUCUACUACAUCAACCUAGCUCCGCGUCACGUUCUUCUGGACAAGUUGCUCUUCAUAAGCUUCCUCACCCCCGCAAUCCUGGGGAUUUUUCCACUACCUCCAAGUGUCUUGCACCACGCACCAGCGCUAGCAGCCCUGCUUCCCCUGCUAGUCUGCAAGUUCAUCCUGUGGUACAGCAGCAUCUCCAUGAUAAAGAUAAUCCACUCUGGGUACCGCCACGCCAGAACCUUCAUCAGCAACUACGGACUAUCAGCAUUAGCAGAAAUCGAGUGGAUGCGCCUGAACGUGCCCAACGUCCUUCGAACAUUCUGGCUGUUGCGAGUCCUGGAGCAAGUCGUCCAAUUACUAAGCACCCACUACACCGAUGAUUCCUUCACCCUAUCAACCCUAAUCCGAACAUUGUUGGUAAACGGCUGUGAAACACUUACCGCAUUACUGGGUAUGACUUCCAUAAUCUCAUCCAUCUGCCACUACAUUGGGUGCUUCUUCCGUUGGGUUUUGCUCACCGAGGACGAUGAAGAGAAGAGCAUCGGAACCGUCUCCGCAAUUCUGUUCUACAUCCUGGCUCUGCAAACUGGCCUAACUUCCCUAGACCGGGAAAAACGCUUGGUCCGGCUCUUCCGAAACUUCUGCCUCUUGUCCACCGCAGUUCUGCACUUCGUCCACAAUAUUGUGAACCCAGUUCUGAUGUCACUAAGUGCUUCGCACAAUCCAGCGUUAAGAAGGCACUUAAGAGCGCUAAGUGUCUGCAUAUUCCUGAUCAUCUUCCCAAUUAUCCUCCUGGUCUUCCUUUGGUCCCACUUCAGCCUGUCCACUUGGCUUUUAGCAGUUUCAAUAUUCUGCAUCGAAGUUAUUGUUAAAGUUUGCGUGUCAUUGGCAAUUUACGGACUGUUCCUUUUUGACGCCUAUCGAAGCACAUUUUGGGAACCACUUGAUGACUGCCUCUACGUGAUUCGCAGCUUUGGGAACACAGUUGAAUUUGCUUUUGGCGUGAUUCUCUUCUUCAACGGCAUCUGGAUCCUCUUUUUCGAAUCUGGUGGCGCUAUUCGCGCUAUUAUGAUGGGCAUUCACGCGUACUUCAACAUUUGGAGCGAAGCUAAAGCCGGAUGGAGCGUUUUCAUGAAGCGACGCACUGCGGUUUAUAAGAUCAACUCCCUUCCAGAAGCUAAUAAUGAACAAUUGCGCAGCCUUGAUGAUGUUUGCGCGAUUUGCUAUCAAGAAAUGAGAAGCGCUAAGGUUACUAGGUGCAACCAUUUCUUCCACGGGGUCUGUUUAAGAAAAUGGCUCUAUGUUCAGGACAGGUGUCCGCUCUGCCAUGAUAUUCUUUAUAAAGUAGAGGUUCCGGCGGAAAAGGAACCGGUUCAGGCACCUGGAGGCAGUAAUCAGGAUAAUAAUAAUCAAGAGAGGGAUAAUGGGGUUGAAAUUGAACGACCUGAUUUGGCGCCUGGAAGGGAGUCUUCGACGAUUAUCAGGUGA